This is a messenger RNA of Fibroporia radiculosa, 654 nucleotides long. RefSeq lists its product as uncharacterized. Gene Ontology annotation, molecular function: crossover junction DNA endonuclease activity; four-way junction DNA binding. Gene Ontology annotation, biological process: reciprocal meiotic recombination; meiotic DNA recombinase assembly. Lineage: Eukaryota; Fungi; Basidiomycota; Agaricomycetes; Polyporales; Fibroporiaceae. The transcript is spliced from 5 exons. The record is from RefSeq and is a predicted model, not a curated record. Gene Ontology annotation, cellular component: Rad51C-XRCC3 complex; replication fork; Rad51B-Rad51C-Rad51D-XRCC2 complex. The coding region runs from base 1 to 654 and encodes 217 amino acids.
AUGACCCAAUCUGCAGCUUCAAUUGUCGGUGUCACUACAAAAUACUCCACGCUGUGCGGGCCGCUUAAUAGGCUGCUCGACGGUGGCCUGAAGCAAGGGUGUAUCUUGGAGCUGUCCGGUGCUCCGGGCUGCGGAAAGGAGGCUCUAGCCGUGAACAUUUCCAGAAGCUACGUUGACUCGUCGAAAGGCGUCUUAUUUAUCGAUAUGCAGAAUAUGACAACUCCCGCCACCCUCGAUAGGUUACUACGUAAAUCGUCGCACACAGUGUCAGCGUAUCAGAAACUCGUCCGCCAUCUCCAACUACACACCCUUCUCGACUUGAUGGUCUUUCUGCAGAACCUUCCGUCAUAUCUGCAAAAUCAUCCGGAUAUUGCUCUCAUCGUUCUGAAUUCCUUGUCCUUCCCAUUCCAGUCCCCGGAUGUGACCUAUGCGGUCCGCAAUGCCGUUCUUGACAAAGUCAAGCAAAUCCUAGCGAAAACUGUUGCUUCGACAAGGGUGACCGUAGUAAUCACGAGCCAAUUGGCCACGAAGAUGUACAAGGCGGACGGCUCCGCAGCGAACUUCGACACGGGCUCGAGAGCGAUCAUGGUUCCUCUUCUCGGUCCGUCCACGUUCACUACGCUUCCGAAUGACCCGUCACUGAAUUUCGUGUGA